Molecule: messenger RNA, 7818 nt
Organism: Cinara cedri
Lineage: Eukaryota; Metazoa; Arthropoda; Insecta; Hemiptera; Aphididae
Source: the annotation of a GenBank genome assembly
CAUAGCGAUAUCAACUAAUCGCUCUUGCAUUCUUGCUGCCGCCAGCUGAGUUUACCAGAACCUACUUGCCCAUAGAUGAUAGAUAAUACAAUAUAUUGUACCUACCGUAGACGGCAUUUCGCAAUACUACAAUGUACUUUUUUUUGAUGUACAAUGUACAACCACUGUAGGUACUAUUGUAUUGUUAACUGUUCAAUGUCCAUGGCUGAGGACGAACACGUAUAGUAGUAUCGUACUAUCGUAGGCGGCGGCAGUGGUAGUGUUUGAAAGAAUGGCGGAGAAACAUCGAUAGUAACAGCGUACUAGCUGCUACUAUCGAUGGUUCUCUUGAAAUGAACGUUUUUCAAUUAUCCGAUUACGAUUUUAAUGUAUGUUGAUCAUACAAUGACUAUAAUAAAUAAUAAGUAAUAAUCGUUAUCAUAUUUACUACAGUUUUUUUUUUUUAUUUGGUACUUGGUAAAUAUUUACAAUCAUUUUAUUAAUUAAUUGGAUAUAAUAAUAAUUAUAACGCGGUAGUCCGGCAGAUAAUUGUGAUAAUUGUGAACCCAAGGUUAAUAGAAUAUACCAACGAUUUGAACCAACGUUACUGGAAUCUUAUCAUUAUUUUAUACUGCUGUAAUGAUAACAAAACCAUGAUGUUAUGGCAGUUAUGCAGGAUUUUUUUCAUGUACAGACGCCAGACGGCAGGCUCGUUUGUAACGGUCCUGUUGAGUAUUCGUUUCUAAUUUUUUUUUUAUUCCGUUAUUAUUUUAAUCAUUUUGUUUUCAUUAUAUUUAAACUUAAUCAUUCAUCAAUUUCGACGUUGAAAUUUUUUAACGAUUUUUGAAAAACAUCCAACUGAGCGAGGUACGUUGUGUGAAACAUGGAAAUGCCGAAAGAAGAACUCGUGACCACCACAACAUUAUCACCGAAAGCAUUGGCAAAAGGUAUGCAAAUGUUAUGCAUUUUAAUCGUGGCCGAAUGUACAGCUGCUGUCAUGUCAUAUUAUUUUCGAUUUAUUACAUUUUUUUUCUUAUGUUCGAUAUCAAUUAUCAAUUUUGAAUUGGCAUACAAAAAAAAAAAUAUACGUUUGAAAUUAACUUUUUUUUAUUAUUUAGAUGUGGGUAGUCCCAAGACGCCUGUCCGAUCUAUGUUUGAAGACAGUUCUGAUGAUUCAGAUGAUAUAGAAAGUCCGAAUUUUCCACAUCUUAUACCUGUGCAUUCUAGACGGAACUCGUAUGAUUAUGAUAUGGAUGAUGUGCGAAUCGGUUGGGAUGAUGGAUGUGGUAGUAUUUGUUAUAAAGACGAUGAACAGGGUAAGAAAAAAAAAAUUACAGUAAAUCCAAAAAACUGAACUAAAUAAGAUUGAAUUAAAAAAGAGAACAUUUUAUUUAACUCAAUUACCAACAUAAGUAUCACCUAAAAAUUAUAGUUAUUUUUUAUCUAAUUUUUGUAAUUUUUAUUAUAUUACUAUGAUUAAAAAAAAAUUGCAUUUCUAACUAAAUGACCAUAUUCGAAAAAGGAGUGUAACAAUUAUUAUAGUUGAUUUAAUUUAAUCCCUUUUCUCCGAACAUUUGAUACAGCUAUAGUUUUACCUGUCUAUAUGUCUGUACAUUUAUUUCUUAAUUUACCAGAAAAUUGUUCUUAAUGUCUUAAUGCCUUAAAAUGUAUUUUAUUUGAUUCAAUUAUAGAUGACAAGAAUAAUAGGAAUAUAAAAAGAAGAAAGCGUGGCAAAUUAUUUUCUGAACGUCGCCAUCGAUCUUUUUCUCAUAGAUUUCAAAAUAGUUCACCUUCCCCUAUACGCUCUACUAUAAACACUGCUCAAGUUCAGGCAGAACUGAAUGAUUAUCUUGGAUGUAUAUUGAGUUGUCUCAGUAAGUAUUUAUAAUAAUUAAUAGUAUUACCAUCAUAUCUACUCAUAUUACAUAAAUAUUUGGUGCCAAAUCACUGGUUCUUACUAUUUUAUUUGGGUUAUCUCAGGGUGGGUAUUUAUCCCCAUUACUUUUACACUAUUCAUCAAACAUGUAAAAACGUCAAAAGUAAAUAACUGUCGCCUAUUACAAAGUGACUUCAAUUUGUAUGUUAAAAAUCUUGAUUUGGGCUUUAUAUCACUGAGCACCAUUCUAACCAAUGUAAAAUAGGUGUUUAUCUGAUUCUUAAACUGAGUGUAUGGCUGAUAACUGACCACGAUUGGUCAUUUAUCUUAUAAACUCCAUUUCAAAAUCAACGUUUAUCUUAGUGAGAGUGUUCUCUUUUGAACGGGCCUAAAUAUGCCUCAAUUUCUUUUUAGAAAUCACAUUUGGAAUUUAAUUACUCAUUGCAUAUUGCAUAUCUUGCAAUUGAGGGUGGGUACUAUUAGGUUGAAUUUAAAAUUUUAUAUUAUCUGCGACCUACAUACUGUGAAUGAUAGGAUUCAUCUUAAAGGGUUCAAUAAGUUUUUAAGUUUUGGUGCAUACUCUUUAAAAAUUGAGCAGAAGACCAUUUUUCAUUAUUAUAAACUUAUAUCAAGUAGAUUACUUUACAGUCUUAAAUUGACAGACAAAUUAUCAUGAAUUAGGUUUUUUUAUUAAAUUUAUUGAUGGAUCAGUUGAUUUUCCUGAAUUAUUUUCUAUGGUUGUAAAACUCCUUGUGUCCGAUUUCCUUAUCAUUUCUCUUUGCCACUGUGGAUGACAAACCACUCCAGUAAUCUACAAAUUUACCAAACGAUGCUUAUUGCCAACAAAGAAAAAUCUUUUAAUUUUUAAAUAGAUUGUAAUAUACUUUUGUUUAUGCAGGAUGAUCAAUCCAUCAUGAGGUACUCAUUAUAGUGGUGCAUUAUUAGAAUAAUUCAAUCAUUUUUGUGACAUGCUGCCACAAAAAUAAUGCUCCAUUACUCUCCUCCGAUCUAAACAUAAAAAUGGAAUAUCUUUUAAACAAAUUUGAUGUAAAUCAAAAAUGUCAACACUAAAAUGUAUUUUAACUAAUACUUGAAUUAUUUAUGAAUUUUUUUUUAUAUAGACUGCUAUUUUUAAAUCAUAAGUAGUGGUUUUAACCCCAAAAAUAAAGGUGACAAAAAAAAAAAAAAAUGUAAAUAUGUAGAGCUGCUAGUUUCUUUGGCGUUUUAUAAAACAAAUUCCGAAAAAAGUUAAUAGAUUCUAAGAUAAGAGUUAUCUCUGUAUAUCUUCUUUUUAUUAAAACUGACCUCACUUUUGUAUUAAAUAUUUAAUUUUUUUAAAUUUUUAUCUUUACUUUAAACCAUGAUGUUCAAUAAAAUAAAAUAAUUAUAUACAUUACCUCAAUUUUUUUAAUAACUUAGUCUAAAACUAUGUAGUCAAUGAAAUAAUUUCCACAUUUUAUAUAGUUAAUUAAUUUUAGUUUUGAUGAGUCAAAAUCAGGUAGUCCACACACUCUUUAUCCACAUACGGUUCAACAAAUGAAUACCAAAUAAUAGCAAAUAGGUUUUUGAAAAUAAAGAAAAUUGUCACAUUAUCAGAAAUAAUAUAUAUAGUGAAACAUAACAAAUAUUACAUCCUUUUUAAAAGUAAUAUCAAUUUAAUUGGUAACUUAUUAUAUAAAUACUGAUAAAUAUCCAGUUUUGGGUUAAAUAUAAAAAUGUUCAAAAUAUUAAAUUAUUAAAAGGGUGAACAUUUCUUAUGUUAGUAAUAAAGAAAAAUUGUCUAUAUGUAUUGGAAGAAAAAGGCUACUGCUAAAAUUAUAACAGAUAAUAUUUAUUACAUCUAUAAGAUGUAUUUAAAACUUAUUGAAAUAAAAAUGUUUCCACGUUAUUGUUAAUGGUUUCAAAUCUGAAAGAUAAAACUUUGUACUAGUUAUUUUAUGAAUUUCAAUAUUGAUAUUCAUGAUUAUUUGGAAACAGUUUAGGAAUAAAACAUAAAUGGAGUAUUCAGUUGAUAUUAUUAUGUUAUCAAGAUAUUUUUUUUUAAAUUUUUCAUGAGUUCAUAUUAUACUCUUAUGUUAAGUUUAUAUAGGUGAUAACUUUUUAUUGAAUCUAUUAUAAAAACUUUUAUGAAAUGUAAUGUAAUAAAGGUAACAAUCAUCCUGUAUGAUAAGUGUGGCAAAGAAAGACAAACUAAUUAUAAUUACCUAUAAACUAUAUGAUACUUUAAUAAAUUAACUUACUAACCCAGAAAAAGUUAUUAUUUAUUUUGUUAAAAUGAUUUCAAAUAAUUAAAACCAGUUUUAAGUAUUUGUAUACACACUUGCCUUCAAUUUUUAAAAAACUAGUUUAAAUUAUUUAAAAAUAUUCUAACUGCACCAUACAAAAAUAAUAAUUGACUGCUCAACAAUAAAAAAUGUUAUAAUGCUUAAUCAAUUCAUCUAUUUAUAUUAUUAUUUGAUUUAUCAACUUAAUGUUCUAUUAUAAUGUAUUCAAUAUAGAUAUUGACUAACUUAUAGACUAUAUGAAUUGAUUAGUCAAUCUCAUAGUUUUCUAAAUUUAUUACAUUAACUGAUAACAUAUAUAAAUAAUUGAUAAUACUGGUAAAAGAAAAUAGUUUUCUACUGAUUUAAAAUUAAUAUAUGUUUUUAUUAUAGGUGCUAAAAAGAGAAAAAGACAACUAAUGAAAUCAAAAAUCAAUGCUGCUGGCUCUUCUAAAAAUGAUUCAACAGAAAAUAAUGAUAUUAAUCAGUUCUUAAACGACAAUGCUGAUGAUGAUAUAAUGUUUACAUUUAGUCAAGCAAUUGAGAAAAAAUUAGAAAAUGAUGCUAUUUGUAAAAUUAAUAACAUAACAAAAGAAAAAGAAAAUUCUGUAUCAAUUGAUGGUAUAAGUCCUUUAAAAAAUAACAAUACUAUCAAUAAUAAUGAUAAUAAUACAUACCACAUUGCUAAGAAGUUUAAAGCUAUAACAACCAAUCAUAUUAAUGAUGAAAAUACAUUUCUAAAUAACAUUACUGAUAACAAGGAUGAUUUUUCGUCUAUGUUUAAUGACUGUGAAGAUGACUUGUUUUCAGCUAUUGAUUUUGCAAGAAUCGACCAGCAAACUUUAUCUACUAUUGAAGAUACUACUUCAUUAUCAAUUGCACCAAACUCUAACCAAGUCCUUGAUGAUCAACAACAAAACAAUAUUUAUUGUAAUAAAACACAAUUUAAAAACACCCAAGGUAAUAUAUCUAUUUUGUAAAAUAUUUUAGGUAAACUAUGUUAAAAAACUUAAAUUAUUUCUAACUCAUUCUAUUAACUCUAUUCCUUUGUUUUAAUAAAUUAAUCUAUGGAUAUUUAUUAUUAUACUGAUCAUGCUUUACUUUUUAUAGUGUAGAAAUUGCAAAUAUCAAAUAAUUCUUUACUAUUUUUUUAAAUUUUAUUUUUCAAAUGUAGACUUUAAUACCUUUUAAUGUAUUAUUAAUUAUUGUUAAGUAAACCUAUAAAAUAUUAAAUUAAUUUAAUCAAUUUUAAAAGAGGACUAUCAGUUUCAAGCUUUUAUACAUUUAUAUUUACUAUUUAUAGAAUUGCAUUCAAUGUUAAUGUUUAUAUUAAUAUUCACUAUAUACUUUUGUGUUUAGCAUUGAUCACAUCUACUUCUAACAAUAAUACAAAUUCAGUCUUGUGGCGGAGAUCUGUCUCUUCUUCAUCAAUUGUUAAAAGACAGUUACAACCAACAAGUUUAAAACCAAGCAAUGAUAUUAAUAACUCAUUAAUAUCAAAUAACUCAAAGUAAUAACUAAAUAUUAAUAUUUGAUCUAAAUUUUUUUUUUAUUUUCAUUGUAAUUUUUAUAUUAUUGUAUAUAAUAUGUUUGUUUUUAGGAACAAUGGUAAUGCUGUGUCAACUAAAAGAUACUGCACUCCUGCUGAAAUUGAAGAAAAAAAAAAUUGUGCUCGCCGGUUACUAAUGCUUAAGUUCAAAUCCAAAAAUAAAAGUUGCUCUUAAUUUAAUACCAAUUAAAAAUAUUUUUUUCGUUUCUUUCCUGUCUAUAAAUUAAUUAUUUGUAACAGUGACAAUACAUUAAUUAAUCUAUGAUUUUGUAUAUGCAUAUUUGUCUACAAAUUUAAAUUCAAUUUUUUUUUAAAUUAUAUUUAACUGUAUAUACAAUGUAUUUAUUAUUUAUUAAUUUUCAUUUAACCCAAUUACAUGAUGACAUCAGAUUAACAUAAUAAAUAGUUGGUUACACAUCAACCAUACACAUCAUACAAUAAAUUAACUGAUUACACCCAUAAUUUAUGGAAUGAGUUGGCACUAGAAAUAUAUGCCAUCAAAGAGGAAUUGCUGGAACACUAAUGUUGACACGAAUUAAGGAAGUUGGAAGAAGUUCUUCUUAAAAAAAAGUGAGUUUUAAUUUAUUUAGUACAGUAGUUUAUUUAUUUAUAAAUUAACAAUUGAGCAAUUUAGACAGCCAUUUGAUACAUUGUUUAUUUUAAUAAUUCAUUGAAUUAUAUUGUUAUUGUAAUAAUAUAAAAAGAACUAUGACUGGUGAAUGGUGGUGAAGAUUGUACAUAGGUCAUAAUAUAAAAUGUGUUAUUCAACCACUUCUUAUGGUUAUUUAUUUAUAUAUAAUAGAGUAUAUAUAGAUAAAGUAAGGUACAUUUUUUUAAAAAAUGUGACUUAUUAAAAUUCAUGUAUUAGAAUUUAUUAAUUGAUCAUACAAAUAUAUAUUAUUUAAAACAAUUGUUGUUGUGAUGUGGAACAGUUCAGAAUAGUGUCUAAGCAUAUAAAUUUAGUCCUGGCGUUUGAACUUCUGAGGCUAAUAUGAAUAUGGGGCAUUAUUUAUUGGCAAACUUGUAAUUAUUAUUCUUAUUCUAAGAACUAAUAAUUAUUUGCAUAAAAUAUAUUUAAUUUGUAUUUGUAAAGGUGAAGCAGCAUUAACUGGUUUACUGUAUGUGGUGGAUGUUUCUGAUUGGACAUGUGUUUUAGCUUCAGUAAAAGUUUACAAGUCUCAAUGAACACUACACAAUACUUACCUGGAGUUGUUAGUAUUAAGAAGCCUCCAAAUUUUAAUACAUUUUAAUAAUUAUUUUAAAGAUACCAGAUAUAUUAAUCAAUGUUUAGUUUCUAGACUAGAUGUUGAAAUGUAUGAAUAAAAAUAACAAUAUGAAUAUAAUAUGAUGUAUAGUAUAAUAUUUCUGUACAAUUAUUUAUUUGUAGUUAUUAGUUUAUUGAAAAGAAACAUAAGUCAUAUUUUUAAAUGUGUAUUGAUACAACUAAAAUCUAUAUAUAAUGGUUUAACUACACUUGAUCAGCCUAAAUUUUUCAUAAUAUAUUUGCAUAUCCUAGUAUAUAUUAUAGUGUAGUGUAUAUUAUAGUAAACCUAAGUUAACUCCAAAUAGACUGCUAUAUAACAAACCAUUGACUGUUAAACAACUCUAUUAGAAAAAAAGAACACUGUAUUAUAUAAUCAGAAAAAUGUAUUACAAAGCAUGCUUGUUUUGAAUUAAUAAUUAAAAUAUGGUUACUAAGUAAUAGUCAUAUUAUGUAUAAAAAAAAAUUAUUAUUAUUAUAUAAAUAAUAAUGAUAACUUGUACCUAAUUUAUUUAUUUGUAUUCCACUACCUAAUUAUUUGUACAUAUUUCUUAAUAUUUGAUAAUGUUUUGAUUUUAUUUUGAUAAAUUUCUAAUUAUAGAACAGUGUUUCUCUACCUUUUUACCACCACAGACCGUUUGAAUAAUUUUUAAUAGGGCGCAGACCACUUCAAUUGAAAAGUUCCCUGUAACAACCACAUAAGUCCACUUUUUAAAAUUGUUCAGGAGAAACAAAAUUGUAAAAAUAAUGGAACAAUUUCUGUUUCACUAAUAACAUUUUAUACAUGUACAGCUACAAUUUAUUUGCUAAACAUAAUAAUUUUAAACAAAUAUACAAAUCAAAAAAUAUAUAUAAAAUUACCAACAUGUGGACUUAUAUAAGUGUAAAAUAG